AUGGCCUCCGAUUGUGUCCUCUGCGACGCGGGGAAAGAUAAAAAUCGUUUACGCAAAGCCAAUGUCAAGAGCGUCGACGGCCAGCGGGCAGAGUCGAGAGCGGGGUCGACGACCGCGAUAGCAAACGAAACGCACAGUCGCAGACGCGUUCAGAGCGCUCCUCCACCACUCGUGGACUGGUCUGGGGUUCCGACGUUGGUGUUGGCCGUGGUGGCACUGGUGGCGGCGGCUACAGCCCUUUUGGCGCGAUCUUCGGACACCAAGCGUCCAGCACGGCUGCCCGGCCCACCGGCGCUGCCAUUCCUCGGCACCAGAUGGCUGUUCUGGAGCCGCUACAGGAUGAACAAGCUGCACGAAGCUUACGAAGAUAUGUUCAGGCGAUACGGGCCGGUGUUCGCGGAGACGACGCCUGGGGGCGCCACAGUGGUGUCCAUAGCGGAGAGGGCGGCGCUCGAGGCGGUGCUCCGUACCCCGGCCAAGAGGCCCUACCGGCCCCCCACGGAGAUUGUGGAGGUCUACCGCAAGAGCAGACCCGACCGAUACGCCUCGACGGGACUGGUCAACGAACAAGGUGAAAAGUGGUUCCAUCUGCGGCGCCACCUCACCUCCGAGCUCACCAGCCCUCACACGAUGCAAGGUUUCCUGCCGGAGUUGAACAGCAUCUGCGACGACUUCCUGACUCUCCUCAAGUCCUGCCGUAGGCCAGAUGGCACCGUGAACGGCUUCGAGCAAUUAACUAAUCGAAUGGGACUCGAAUCCGUCUGCGGAUUGAUGUUGGGAACCAGGCUGGGAUUCCUUGAGCGAUGGAUGUCUGGUCGAGCAGCUGCGCUCGCGUCCGCCGUGAAGGCCCACUUUAGAGCCCAAAGGGACUCUUACUAUGGGGCGCCAUUGUGGAAGUUCGCACCGUCCAACCUGUACAACACCUUCGUGAGGAGUGAGGAGACGAUACAUAUGAUAGUAUCUGAGCUGAUGGACGAGGCGAUGUCCCGGGCGGCUGGUUCCGCGCAGGACGACGGUAUGCGUGAGAUCUUCCUCAAGAUCCUCGCCAACCCAGAGCUGGACACGAGGGACAAGAAGGCCGCCGUUAUCGACUUCAUCACCGCCGGCAUUGAAACGUUGGCGAACAGUCUCGUGUUCCUGCUGUACCUGCUGAGCGGACGUCCAGACUGGCAGCAGAAGAUCCGCUCGGAGCUGCCGGCCUGCGGGCAUCUGCGCGUCGAAGAGUUGGCCGCCGCGAGCUCCCUACGAGCCGCCACCACCGAGGCGUUCAGGCUGCUGCCCACCGCGCCGUUCCUUGCGCGCCUCCUGGACGCUCCGAUGACGGUGUCCGGGCAUCGGUUGCCAGCUGGGACGUUCGUGUUGGCGCAUACGGGCGCGGCGUGCCGCAGGGAGGAGAACUUCUGGCGUGCGCAGGAGUACCUGCCCGAGCGCUGGUGCCGCGUGCGGGAGCCCCACGCUGCGGCCCUGGUGGCGCCGUUCGGCCGCGGCCGCCGCAUGUGCCCCGGCAAGCGUUUCGUCGAGCUGGAGCUCCACCUCAUACUGGCCAAGAUAAUGCAGCAAUGGCGCGUCGAGUUCGACGGGGAGUUGGACAUCCAAUUCGACUUCUUGCUGUCGCCAAAGUCGCCAGUCUCUUUGCGAUUAGUCGAGUGG
Messenger RNA from Iphiclides podalirius (scarce swallowtail), 1650 nucleotides. The record is from the annotation of a GenBank genome assembly. NCBI's taxonomy places the organism in Eukaryota, Metazoa, Arthropoda, Insecta, Lepidoptera, Papilionidae.